Messenger RNA from Pocillopora verrucosa, 726 nucleotides. NCBI's taxonomy places the organism in Eukaryota, Metazoa, Cnidaria, Anthozoa, Scleractinia, Pocilloporidae. The record is from RefSeq and is a predicted model, not a curated record.
AUGGUGCUUACAGGGCAGACCCUCACGCCCGCCAAUAUUUUUACUCUCCUGUCGUUUAUGGGUGUUUUAAAAGUGAGUGGCAUGUUGAAUAUGACUCCUGGUUUAAUGUUAACGUAUGACGCCUACGUUUCACUCGGAAGAAUCGAAGAAUUCCUUCUUUUGGAAAAUCUGUUGGAAGCCUCGGAGAGUGGUGAAAGCAACGAGCCCCCACAAAAAGCGAAAAGUACCUCAAGUGACCAAAGUCGCAGUUACUUGAGAAAAGAAGAGGGAAAUAUUAGGAAUGUUUCCCUGUCUCAUGAAGCAACAGAAUUAGGGCCUACUAUACUAUGUGUGUCAAGUUUAAGCUGCGCAAAAACGCAUCGUGAAGAUGAGUUUAUUCUUCAGGAUAUCAACUUCUUUGCACCUUUAAAGAGUUUAACAGUCAUCACUGGCCCGGUUGGAAGUGGGAAGUCUACUCUUCUCUCAGCGAUCACUGGUGAAAUUUCGAACGCCAGUGGGACGAUUGAUUAUGAAGGUGCCGUCAUUUACUUGCCUCAAACUGCUUGGGUGUUCUCGGGAACGAUAAAAGAAAACAUUCUGUUUGGCCAGCCUUACGAGGAGUCUAAGAACAAAAGAAUAAUCAACGUCUGUGUUCUGAAAGAAGACUUUCAGCGGUUACCUGAUGGUGACCAAACAGUUGUUGGAGAACGCGGCGAGGUUCUGAGUGGAGACAACAGGCGAAAGUAA